AUGGAGAACCAGCCGAAUGCCGCCGUGGAGGAGGAGUUAGUGGAGGGCUAUGCGGGUAUCUCUUUGUUAGACGAAGAGGAGGUACUGGUCCCGGCAGGAGGGGCAGCGACGCCGGAGGAUGGAGGGGGACGCCGGACAUGGGUUCUGGUUAGAAGGUUUUUGACACGCAAAUUGGUCAAACUCGAAUUCAUGCGUGAAGUCUUGGCAUCCGUGUGGCAGCCGGUGUGUGGUGUGCAGGUCUCGGAGUUGCACCCAAAUCUUUUCAUGUUCGUUUUCUACCAUCAAACGGAUUUGCAACGUGUGAUUGAUGAGGGGCCAUGGGCGUUUGAUAAUCAUACCUUGGUAUGUAGACCGGUGGAAGAUGGGGUGUUACCGGUUGAUGUGGUACUGGAUAGUGUUGACAUGUGGGUCCAAGUCUAUGGACUCCCGAUGGGCUACACGUCUACGAUCAUUCAGGAACAAGUGGGUAAUACUCUAGGUCGUUUUGUGAAGGGGGAUGAGAGAUUUGAUGACCGACCGUGGAAAGCGUUUUACAGGAUACGCGUUAGUAUUCCGGUGGCAAAACCGCUGCGUCGGAGGAUGAAGUUUGCUAAGCGGGAUAAAUCAUGGCCAUUCGUACAAAUUCUGUUUACAGGCAAGGAAUUCCACUCUUACUGUGGAUCAAUAUCUGUAUGGGGCAGAGAUGAAGGCGGGGUUGUCACGAGGGCCAAGACCGGUGGGUAG
Ipomoea nil (Japanese morning glory) is the source of this 723-nucleotide messenger RNA. RefSeq lists its product as uncharacterized. The record is from RefSeq and is a predicted model, not a curated record. Bases 1 to 723 code for a protein of 240 amino acids. Lineage: Eukaryota; Viridiplantae; Streptophyta; Magnoliopsida; Solanales; Convolvulaceae. The transcript is spliced from 2 exons.